This is a messenger RNA of Saitoella complicata NRRL Y-17804, 279 nucleotides long. RefSeq lists its product as uncharacterized. The transcript has a single exon. NCBI's taxonomy places the organism in Eukaryota, Fungi, Ascomycota, Saitoellomycetes, Saitoellales, Saitoellaceae. The record is from RefSeq and is a predicted model, not a curated record. Bases 1 to 279 code for a protein of 92 amino acids.
AUGCGGUCUUCCGCAUACGUCCCUAACACCUCGGGCGUGUAUCUCCCCACACCUGCACCAUUUACCCCAGCUCAACCCCGCUACUCCUCUUUCUCGGCAAGUCUUGAUCCGGAGAGUCCGGUGUUGAGUCCGCAGGGUGCCAGUGGGAGGAGUGGACAUUCGAGUCCGGGGGCGGCUGCAGAGGGGUUGUUGCCGCCGCAGCCUACUUUUAGGGAGGAUGGGCAGGGUGGGAGGAGGCCGACGCCGAGUGCGUACUUGGAGGAUUUGUUGGGUAAAUAA